AUGGAUGCCCCGGGCGAUGUCGCGUUCUCGGUAACGGGCCCGAGCCCCCAGAGACCGCAAAGUCGCCCAGAACCUCGAAGGACCAAUCGUGCUUGUGUCGAAUGCACAAGAAGGAAAAUCAAGUGCGACGGCACUCUGCCCUGCCAAAACUGCCGAAAGCAUUCUCUGGAAUCAAGGUGUAGUUACAGAAAGCGACAACGGCGGACAAACCCCUCCUGGAAGACAAUAGACCAGUUGAAUGAGGCUCUGAAUGCCCGCAAUCAGAUCAUCAAGCAGCUCUUGCCCGCAGUUGACUUCGACAGCCUUCCCGGCCUGUCUCGAGACAACGUCAUCCGACUGAUCAGCAAUGAGGUGGACACCCAGACUCCUUCACCGGUCGCCGAAGGCGGUAUGGUUAGUGAGGUCGCAGAAGCUUCACAACCCCUCGAAGACGUCGCAGACGACGAGGAAUGGAAUGAGGGUCAGAACGAGGAAGGUCCGGAGCCACCGGUGGGCGAUGUCGUCAACGGCCUUACCGUCCACCAGCGUCCAGGCUCCUACUCGCGCAUCUCCUCCACUGGUGCGUUCCUGCAUGUCUUGUUCAACGUCUGCCCUCCUGCAAAGGAAAAGUUCUUGGAUCUUGGAAAGGCGGCCUUCCAGAAACCAAAACAGCUGGUAAUUCGGGUUGCAAGCAAAGACACCCCCCAAGCUGCGCAGAAUGUCAGUCCGGAAUCCUCGACGCUCUCUUCCCUGUCGUCUGCACAACAGAUAGCAGUCGACGCAUAUUUUGAGCAGAUCCACGCCCUAGUCCCCAUGGUGGAUGAGAGUCGCUUUCGUGAUGAAUUCGCCAGCCAAGAACGCACAGAUGAUGGGUGGAAGGCGCUUUCAAGUAUGGUCCUCGCAUUAGGUUCCAUUGCGGCGGGAGACGAUCAGUCGCACUUUACUUACCACGAAAGAGCGCGUAACGUCCUUGGUUACAAUAUAUUCACCUCGGGAAAUUUGGAAAUGCUGCAGGCACUGGUUCUCCUGAGCAGCCUGUAUUUGUACUACAUCAAUUCACCGAAUACUGCCUUCCUGGUCAUGGGCACCGCAUUUCGGAUGGCUAUCGCAAUUGGCCUACAUCGUGAACCGGCUAAAACGACAAAGCUCGGCCAGACGCCGGAGGAAGAAGCGUUGGCAUUGUCUCGGGCUGAAGUCAGACGAAGAACUUGGUGGUGUAUGAUCUCCGCCAACGCCUGGCAAGGACUGCUGUUGCAUCGCCCUCGGGUUGGGAGAUGGGAUCCGCUCACAAUGGAUACAGCUUGGCCUUCUACGACGCUCUCCUCAAUUUCUGCUCGGCCAGAGAGUUUUUCACGGCAGAGACACAAUGAGUCCGAGGAUAGAGACUGGCACGGCAUCGCGUUGCGCGUGACUGCCGAAUUCUGCAUCAUCGCCCAAAGGGUUGGAGAUCGAAUGGCACAGUUGUCAUAUAUCACGCCCCGGGAGAUAUUCGCCUUCAGUGACGAACUCGAGAUCUGGAGCAAAUCUCACCAUUUCCGAUUCUUGUCCGAGAAUACAUGUCCAAAACGUUUCUGGCUGAGUCGAGAGACCAUGUUGUAUCGGUUUUUGGGUGUACGCGUCCUGUUAUCUCGCCCACAUCUGUUGCGGUUGGCAGAUGACGGAAUGGCACACAACGCAUUCACAGACGAAGACUGGAAAGUGGUAUCACUCUGCCAGAAUUCGGCCAGCGAGGUUAUCGACUUGAUCUGUUCUGGCCUUCAUCACGACAGAGUCUCAGUCUGGCACUCGACCUUCGCGCUUUUCCAAGCUUGCCUGAUUCCCCUGAUUUCCAUUGCCGUGGCGAAGAAACUGAGUCUUUUUGGCGAAGCCGCUAUCAAUGAAUGGAAACAGAGCCUGGACGGUGCUAUUCGUGCAUUCAAGGAUAUGGCUCCCCAUACAAGGCCAUCGGACAGAUACGGCAGUAUUGUCGAGGCACUGCGUGAUGGCAUCGUAUCUUGGAAUAACCAGGACUUUCAGUACGCGCCUGAAUUCGACCAAUACACGGAUUUUCUUGCCGACGUCAGAUCGGGAAGCGCGGUGGAACUGAUGAAUUUCGACGGACAGGAUAUCACUGCGCCGGGUCCAUUCCUGGAGUGGUUCAAUUAUGAUCUUACAUUUGGAGAUCAACAACUGAACUGGUAUCCUCUUCCUGAUCCUUGA
Messenger RNA from Fonsecaea erecta, 2178 nucleotides. RefSeq lists its product as hypothetical. Gene Ontology annotation, molecular function: RNA polymerase II cis-regulatory region sequence-specific DNA binding; zinc ion binding; DNA-binding transcription factor activity, RNA polymerase II-specific. Gene Ontology annotation, cellular component: nucleus. The record is from RefSeq and is a predicted model, not a curated record. NCBI's taxonomy places the organism in Eukaryota, Fungi, Ascomycota, Eurotiomycetes, Chaetothyriales, Herpotrichiellaceae. The transcript is spliced from 2 exons. Bases 1 to 2178 code for a protein of 725 amino acids. Gene Ontology annotation, biological process: DNA-templated transcription; positive regulation of transcription from RNA polymerase II promoter by galactose.